This is a messenger RNA of Syngnathus typhle (broad-nosed pipefish), 1112 nucleotides long. It is a transcript of the gene ddit4, whose product is annotated as DNA-damage-inducible transcript 4. Gene Ontology annotation, biological process: negative regulation of TOR signaling; response to hypoxia; apoptotic process. Gene Ontology annotation, cellular component: cytoplasm. Gene Ontology annotation, molecular function: 14-3-3 protein binding. The record is from RefSeq and is a predicted model, not a curated record. Bases 160 to 792 code for a protein of 210 amino acids. The transcript is spliced from 3 exons. Lineage: Eukaryota; Metazoa; Chordata; Actinopteri; Syngnathiformes; Syngnathidae.
AAGACUAUAUAAACAUUGUUGCGGGUUGAUCCGGAGCCGCAGAGCUUUUCGACAGCUGGUUGACAAGUCCAGGAGAGUACGAGGAAGUUGUCCGAUGGUUGCUUUCUGCAGACAAUAAAACUCCGAAUAACUGACAUUUUUGCUUUGUCAUUGAAGGCGAUGCAUUCGAGUGCCUCAAACGUGCAAACCGGCAGCUUGCCCCCGUCUCCGGUGGACAGCAGUCCCAGGAGGCUAUCUUGGGGCAACCUGGUGCAAAGACUGACUGACAGUAUGGAGUCCAGGUCCAACAACAGCAGCAGGAGCGACCUCUCUGACUCGGCGUCUGACCUGUCAGAGGAGGAUCUUUUCUAUGACCCCACCGAGGAGGCCGUCUUGAAGAAGGUGGUGGAGCUGAUCGAACGAAGCCUGCGCGAGGCAAAGGACUCGGCGUGCGCCCUGCGCUGCGCCAAGCUCCUCAUCCCCGACCGGCUCCUGGAGCGUAUUGGGGGCGAACUCCUGCACCUGGCGGCCAGCGAGCCGUGCGGCCUGCGUGGCGCCCUGGUGGACCUGUGCGUGGAGCGGGGGGCACUGUGCGAGAGCGUGGCGCAGCUCUCGGCGGACCCCUACCUGGUGCCCACCUUUCAACUGACUCUGGUGCUUAGGCUAGAGUCCGGUGGGCUGUGGCCCAAGAUCCAAGGACUUUUUAAUUCCAAAGUGCCAGCGGGAAGACAAGCCAUCAAGCUGAGCACCGGAUUCCGCGUCAUCAAGAAAAAACUGUACUGUUCCGAGGAUCUGCUGAUUGAGGAAUGCUGAAGAUGACUGUAACCUUCUAAAAAAGAAGGAUGUCAACCUGGUACGAGUGAAGCUUUCUCAAGUGUGUACCUCAGUUUCUAUGGAAACCGCCCAAAUGGCAGCUACAGCUAUGUGUGGUCAUUAAAAAAAAAAAAAAGAAUUAGAAAACAAAACCAUAUCAUUUGCCAUAACAGCUUCAUAUCAGACAUCAUUCCAUACCAGUGUGGACGCUUAUUUAUUUGAUAUUCAAAUACUCAUGACAUUGCAGUUUGUUUGCACAAAUUUUGUUUUGCUUUUUGUAUUUACACAGACGCAAAGAAUAAAUUAUUUUUUUUAUUAAA